This is a messenger RNA of Oncorhynchus masou masou (cherry salmon), 597 nucleotides long. Its product is annotated as filamin A-interacting protein 1-like. The record is from RefSeq and is a predicted model, not a curated record. NCBI's taxonomy places the organism in Eukaryota, Metazoa, Chordata, Actinopteri, Salmoniformes, Salmonidae. The transcript has 4 exons. Bases 1 to 597 code for a protein of 198 amino acids.
AUGGCUGCCCGGAACGGCUAUGGUUCACAGAACUCCGUGGCCCACCUAGACCCUCUCAAGGGCACUGUCCUGAGGGACAGCAUGGGAGGAGAGAGGGGGAAAGACCUGUCCAGGGAUGACCUUGUGUUCCUCCUCAGUAUAAUGGAGGGAGAGCUGCAGGCAAGAGAUGAGGUGAUCACGGUCCUGAAAGCAGAGAAAAUGGAUCUGGCUCUGCUGGAGGCCCAGUAUGGCAUUGUCACCACAGGAGAGGUGCUUCGAGCCCUGCAGAGAGACUCACUCCAGGACCAGGCUUCUGAGGCCCAGCAGGAUGUCUAUGAGAAACCCAUGGCUGAGCUGGACCGGUUGGUGGAGACGGGGAACCAGAGCUACAGGCGGAUGCUGGAGCAGCUGCUGCAGGUGGAGCGUUCCCAUAGUGGCGCCCUCUGCAGGCUGGAGGAGCAGGACCAGCAGCACCACGCCUUCAUGCAGCGCAGCGACGACCUCACCUGCCUACUGGAGCAGGACCGUGAGAGCUAUCUGGCCAUCCAGAGUCACUACACACAGCCUUCUGACCCUUUGAAGUGCAUGCAUCGUUUUCCUGACGUUGUCGUCAGCUAA